GUCUCGUACAUACGCGCUAUCUCGCGUAGUCGUCGCUGGAGCGCGGACCAGUGGUUGCGCAGGGCCCGCGUCGCGUGCGAGUGAGUUGCGUGUUUACACUGAUGGCCUGCAAGCGCAAGCGGCGGAAACGGCAUGAGACUGCCUGAGCACCGCCGCCGGCCCCAAGAUGAUUGGAUACAAUCAGCACAACUCCGGCUACAACAAGCUCUUCACGCAGGGCUCGGCAGACUCGAACUACUCGCAGCCGAGCUCGGAUCUCUCGCUGGACGAGGAGAAGGAGAGCUUGCGCCGCGAGAAAGAGAGGCAGGCCCUCAAUCAGCUUGACAAAGCCAGGACGAAGCCGGUCGCGUUCGCAGUGCGAACAAACGUCAGCUAUGACGGCUCCAUCGACGACGACUCGCCCGUCCACGGAUCCGCCGUCAGCUUCGAGGUCCGCGACUUCCUCCACAUCAAGGAGAAGUACGACAACAACUGGUGGAUCGGGCGUCUGGUGAAGGAGGGCUGCGAGGUGGGCUUCAUCCCGUCUCCGGUGAAGCUGGAGGCGCUGCGGGUCCAGGCGAGCGCGGCACGCGGUACCAAGGGCAUCUAUACGAGCGCGCGCGGAGGGUCUUCGGGGAACCUUGGUGAGAGCGGUAUGCCCUCACGAGGUUCCACACCGCCCACACCAGGUGACGAUAGCGACAGCGUGGGCAACAUCCGUCCGGGCAGAACGAACCUGACGACCCCGCCGGCCAAAGAGAAGCGGAAGAACUUUUUCAAAAAGCCGGAAACGGCGACACCCUACGACGUGGUUCCCUCGAUGAGGCCCGUCGUCCUUGUGGGACCAUCUCUGAAAGGCUACGAAGUUACCGAUAUGAUGCAGAAGGCGCUUUUUGACUUUUUGAAACAUAGGUUCGAGGGAAGAAUCAUCAUAACGAGGGUAAUGGCGGAUAUUUCUCUGGCCAAGAAAUCCUUGCUGAACAAUCCGACCAAGAGAGCAAUCAUGGAGAGGUCGACGAGUAGGAGUAGUUGUUUGCAGGAGGUGCAGGCUGAAAUCGAGAGGAUUUUCGAGCUCGCCAGAACGCUCCAGCUGGUGGUGCUGGACUGCGACACGAUAAACCACCCGUCGCAGCUGGCGAAAACGAGCCUGGCGCCGAUAAUCGUGUACCUGAAGAUCUCCUCGCCGAAGGUCCUCCACAGACUGAUCAAGUCGCGCGGCAAGUCGCAGGCGCGCCACCUCAACGUGCAGAUGGUGGCCGCGGAGAAGCUGUCGCAGUGCCCACCCGAGCUGUUCGAUGUGAUCCUCGACGAGAACCAGCUGGACGAGGCGUGCGAGCACGUCAACGAGUACCUCGAGGCUUACUGGCGAGCGACGCACCCGCCCGUCGUGCCCGCAGUGCCGAGGCCCAUGCCCGCGCCCGACUCCUCGGGCGACGGACUGCCGCCGCGCGUCUCCUCGGCUGGCCACCGCGAGAGUUACUACGGCCACGGGCCACGAGGUGGCGGAAGCACGUACGGCGGAGCUCGUCGCUCGCGCCUAGAACGCUCGGAGCGCAGCGAGUACCACGAGCACGACGAGGACGAGAGUUACGCCGGCGGCGGAGCCGGCGACAGUUUGCCAUCGCGUCGCAGCAGGCAGCAAGCCGCUCUGCAGGAGCCGUACGACAUUUAGGAACUGGGGCCCCGGGGUCUACGCUGCCCACAUCUGCGCACCACCGCCCUCUGAUCACGCGCCCACAUCCAUUAUCUUUCGAGCGAACAACACCGCCACAUCUCACACACGCGAAUCGGCCAGUGAAGAGGGCCCGCACCUCAUCCACUUUUCUUCUUUUCUCCUCCCACACACGACUUGCCAUCUCGAGCCACCACGACGACGGGCCGCAACCUCGUACGCGUGCGAAACCACGCAGUGCCAACCCAACCCCUCGACGACAGUCCGAUCGCUCUCCCACUUAUCUGCAUCUCCCUUCUAUUCAUCACCUCCGAUCGACACGUAAUGCGCCUACGCCUUGUUUCUCUCGACGAUAAGGGACGACGAGACCGACGAACAGCCUGACGGACGGCCAUACGCAAGCACAAUUACGUAUUCAUGCGAGCGCAUCACGACAUUGCUGAAAACAAUUUGACACGGGGAAAAGCGAGCAAAAUCAAUUUCGAAGCCCUGGGGCCUGGUUUUUUCUUUCGGUCGGUCGACGCUAUUGAACGACGGACAGAGACGCGCGAAUCGUCCCUCCUCUCCAGCGGGCCCCAUUUUCCAAGCCGAGAGAAAGAAAGAGGGGUGCGCCGAACACGGGGCUAUUGCGAUUUAACCACCAACAAAUAACACACACACACACACACACACAUCCACACACCUAUUACACUACACCUUCACGUCGAUGAUUAUAUACUAUUUAACAAAGUCAAACAGAGGUACACGACGAUACACUCAGAAGUAAGCGAGUCUGCCGUUUAUAACAUUUUAAUAUAUAUAUAAAUAUAGUCUAUAUUCGGAAAUUGAACAAAACAAACAACUGCUGGACGCAAGCGGACGCUUUGUCGAACCUUUAUUCACGUUCGUGUACAUAGUGCGACAAUUAAAUAUAUACGUAAAUGUGCAAAUGUGAGGAGGCCCACUAUACAUUGUAACUUGAGGAUUAAAUUUCAAUCAAUGACAUAAAACAUUUAAAGAAACAAGCGAUGAAGGAAUAUAUACGCAAACACGUACUGAGAAGGAAGAUCCGCUAUGUCGGCUGAGAGCAAUGCCAUUUGAAAGCGCGUGCGGAGUACUGUAAAUAAUGUAAGAAAAGCGAGCAAACAUAAGCGUCGCCAGUUCGACUCGGUUAGAAUUGCCAAGGAUGAUAAAACGAUAAGUGGCGAAUUGUGUUUUUUUUUCUCUAUCAGUCCGAUCCUUGCCUUUCGGCCGAGCAACGACGUAUUAUUAAUAAAAAAAAAAGUUGUACGAUCUCGUUGGCAAAAAGAAAGAAAAUACGAAAAAAAAAAAAAAAAAUACAUUGUUGAAAGAGAGAGAUUGAGCGAUGAUAAAUCUGUACUGCGUGUGCUAUGCGGAUGUGGAAGGUGAACGAAAACUUCAUGGAUAACUGUGUGAAUAUUUAAAAGGAACGACUUCGAAAUAUUGUUUGUCUAAGUCUUUCAAUCGUCAAGACUCGUCGCUUGGAGCUUGCAGCAAAUUUUAAACGGCGAGCCUCGACGACCGCAUAUAAUAUAUAAUACGAGUUUUAAGCGGCGAUCGCGCUUAACAAUUCAUCAUUAUUAUAUGAACCGGAGCAGAUUUAAACGACGAUCGUGUAUAGAUGUAAAAAGCCGAUGAUGUUGAAUUAUGUCACUAAUUGAAGUAAACAAACCUUUUGCACCACUUCUUGUACGAAAAGAAAAAUCUUCGAUGAUCUUUUGACAAACAUUUAAUAUUACCGAUGUCUUCAAAUACUUUAUUGAUUCCAUGCGCGCCAAGAGGCUCUCAAGUUAUAUAUAUUCAGAGCAAGUUGAAAACAACAAACACGCGUCGAGCUUGAACAAUGUUUGGGAUGAUAUCGUUAUUAUUUUCUUUCUUUUCCUCUCAUAGACUUGUUAAUUCAAGAAAGGUUCAGAGCCUCUGCAGUUUAAGCGAACAGUGCAUUGUAUUGUAUGAUUGUAUAUAUAUCUCCGAACCCUUGAAUGAUUAAAGAUUUUACUCUCUCC
Molecule: messenger RNA, 3657 nt
Organism: Phymastichus coffea
Lineage: Eukaryota; Metazoa; Arthropoda; Insecta; Hymenoptera; Eulophidae
Gene: Ca-beta
Product: voltage-dependent L-type calcium channel subunit beta-2
Exons: 10
Coding region: 167-1651 (494 amino acids)
Biological process (GO): neuromuscular junction development; chemical synaptic transmission; calcium ion transmembrane transport
Cellular component (GO): voltage-gated calcium channel complex
Molecular function (GO): high voltage-gated calcium channel activity; protein binding
Source: RefSeq, a predicted model, not a curated record